CAAAACUUAAGAAUAUAAUUUGAGAGAAUGAAGGGUUUUGGAAUUGUAGUUCUUCUGGUUUUGCAAUCUCUUCUUGCUUUUGCCUUUGAUCCCAGCCCUUUGCAAGAUUUUUGUGUGGCAAUUAAUGAUGACAGAUCUCCUGUGUUUGUUAAUGGCAAGUUUUGCAAAGACCCGAAGUUCGUAGUGGCAAACGAUUUCUUAUUCCAAGGACUCAACAUCCCCGGAAACACCGAGAAUCCAAAUGGCUCAAAUGUCACCUUGGUUAACGUCGACAAGCUACCUGGACUCAACACUCUUGGCAUCUCCUUGGCUCGCAUUGACUACGCUCCCUAUGGCUUGAACCCACCUCACACCCACCCACGAGCCACUGAAAUUCUCGUGGUUGUAGAAGGCACUCUCCUCGUUGGCUUCGUCACCUCCAAUCCAGACAACAAACUUUUCACCAAACUUCUCUACAAAGGAGACGUGUUCGUGUUUCCUAUCGGUCUCAUUCACUUCCAGUUCAACGUCGGGCGUACACCAGCGCUUGCUUUCGCUGGACUCGGCAGCCAAAACCCAGGAGCUAUCACUAUUGCCAAUGCUGUGUUUGGAUCCAACCCUCCAAUAUCUGUUGAUGUUCUUACAAAAGCUUUCCGAUUGAAUGAGGAUGUUGUUACUUAUCUUCAGCGGCAAUUCAGGCCAUCUAGUUACUAAAUAAGUUUAAUUAAGUCCAAAUGGAAAAGUAGUCUAUCUAUGGGCUUAUGUUUGCCAUCCCUUAAAUCUUCAACUUUGAAAUAAAAGGGUUGUCUUGUUUUAAUUU
Messenger RNA from Momordica charantia (bitter melon), 799 nucleotides. RefSeq names its product germin-like protein subfamily 1 member 7. Lineage: Eukaryota; Viridiplantae; Streptophyta; Magnoliopsida; Cucurbitales; Cucurbitaceae. The record is from RefSeq and is a predicted model, not a curated record. Gene Ontology annotation, molecular function: manganese ion binding.